Molecule: messenger RNA, 1341 nt
Organism: Aspergillus ibericus CBS 121593
Lineage: Eukaryota; Fungi; Ascomycota; Eurotiomycetes; Eurotiales; Aspergillaceae
Product: rhamnogalacturonase rhgA
Exons: 4
Coding region: 1-1341 (446 amino acids)
Biological process (GO): carbohydrate metabolic process
Molecular function (GO): polygalacturonase activity
Source: RefSeq, a predicted model, not a curated record
AUGCCCGCUCUUUCACUUCUCGCGCUAGCUAUCGCCCCGUUCCUGGUCAACGGCCAGCUCUCCGGUAGCGUUGGUCCGCUUACAUCGGCUUCCUCCAAAGCUGCACACAAGACAUGUAACGUGCUGGACUACGGUGCUGUGGCUGACAACUCAACCGACCUUGGGCCUGCCAUAACGUCGGCCUGGGAUGAGUGUUCUGACGGAGGGCUGAUCUACAUUCCUUCUGGUAACUAUGCGCUGGAGACUUGGGUCACUCUGGAUGACGGCAAAGCGACGGCCAUCCAGCUGGAUGGUGUCAUCUACCGCACAGGAACAGACGGCGGUAAUAUGAUCCUGGUUGAGAACACAUCUGACUUCGAGCUGUUCAGCAGCACGGAUGAGGGUGCCGUUCAGGGGUUCGGAUAUGUAUACCACCGGGAGGGCGAUCUCGACGGGCCGCGGAUUCUGCGGCUGCAGGAUGUCAGCGAUUUCGCGGUGCAUGAUAUUAUCCUGGUUGAUGCACCCGCCUUUCACUUCGUCAUGGAUACCUGCUCCAAUGGCGAGGUGUACAACAUGGCGAUCCGGGGUGGUAAUUCGGGUGGCUUGGAUGGGGUUGAUGUCUGGGGUAGCAACAUCUGGGUUCACGACGUCGAGGUAACCAACAAGGAUGAAUGUGUCACGGUCAAGAGCCCUGCCAACAACAUCCUAGUGGAGAGCAUCUACUGCAAUUGGAGUGGAGGCUGUGCGAUGGGGUCUCUGGGAGCUGACACGGACAUUACUGAUAUCCUGUACCGGAACGUCUACACUUGGAGCUCCAACCAGAUGUAUAUGUUUAAGAGCAAUGGCGGCAGCGGGACUGUGAGCAACACUCUUUUGGAGAACUUCAUCGGGCACGGCAAUGCAUACUCGCUGUACAUUGACAGCUACUGGAGCAGCAUGACGGCCGUGGCUGGAGAUGGGGUGGAACUAAGCAACAUCACCUUUAAGAACUGGAAGGGGACGGAGGCGGAUGGCGCCGAGCGCGGCCCCAUCAAGGUGGUAUGCUCGGACACGGCCCCUUGCACCGACAUCACCAUCGAGGACUUUGCCAUGUGGACCGAAAGCGGCGAUGAGCAGACGUACACGUGCGAGUCGGCGUACGGGGACGGCUUCUGCCUGAAGGACAGUGACUCCACAACGUCCUACACUACGACGGUGACCGUCACCACGGCGCCAUCGGGGUACUCCGCUGCUACCAUGGCCGCCGACCUGUCGACAGCCUUUGGCACCGACGAGUCCAUCCCCAUCCCCACCAUGCCAACCUCGUUCUACCCGGGGUUGACGCCGAUCAGCUCCUUGGGAGCUGCUGCAACGACAGCCUGA